Messenger RNA from Myripristis murdjan (pinecone soldierfish), 3564 nucleotides. RefSeq names its product sodium- and chloride-dependent GABA transporter 1-like. Gene Ontology annotation, cellular component: cell surface; axon; plasma membrane. The record is from RefSeq and is a predicted model, not a curated record. Lineage: Eukaryota; Metazoa; Chordata; Actinopteri; Holocentriformes; Holocentridae. Gene Ontology annotation, molecular function: gamma-aminobutyric acid:sodium:chloride symporter activity. The coding region runs from base 439 to 2544 and encodes 701 amino acids. Gene Ontology annotation, biological process: neurotransmitter transport; sodium ion transmembrane transport; amino acid transport. The transcript is spliced from 15 exons.
CAGUCGCACAAGGCGAAGCGGCUGCUGCCCGUGUUGAUUCAGCCUCCUGCUCCUCCUUCUCCUGCCUCCUCCUGGUCUUCAGCACUGCUCUCCGCUGGACAGCUCCUCCUCGGACACCUCUAACGCUCCGUGGUCCCUCUAAGUCUUUUAAUGGAAAUAAAAUCUAUUUAUGUUCCACGAAAAACUGGGAGUUUACAACUUCAUCAAGAGGAGGAAUCUACGGAUACCUCGUUUCAAAAUUCGUGGCAGGCAGCGCAUCCUCGGCGGCACAGAUCACAGAUUCAUUGUUAACGGCGACUGACGAGCCGUGUCUGUACAGGCUUCACCUCCAGACAUUUGGUCCAAAGGUUAGGUCUUAAAACCGCGAAACUGCUGUCUACGUGGACUGGUGCUGAAGCCUCCCGUCCGACUGCCAGGACCUCUGCCAAAUCCAGAGACAUGGCGACGAACGGCACCAAAACGGAUGGACAAGUCACAGAACUGAACGAAGUGGCCACUAAUAAUGACAAGCCCAAGUCGUUGGAUGUGAAACCCGACAAGCAGAAAAAGGAAAUUCCUGAUAGAGAAACAUGGGCGGGAAAAUUUGAUUUCCUUCUGUCAUGUGUGGGUUAUGCAAUUGGACUGGGCAACGUAUGGAGAUUUCCCUAUCUCUGUGGAAAAAACGGAGGAGGAGCCUUCUUGAUUCCCUAUUUUUUGACUCUCAUAUUUGCUGGGGUCCCCUUGUUUCUACUGGAAUGCUCCCUUGGCCAGUACACCUCAAUUGGAGGGCUUGGUGUAUGGAAACUGGCUCCUAUGUUUAAAGGUGUUGGUCUUGCAGCAGCUGUCCUGUCCUUCUGGCUUAACAUUUACUACAUUGUAAUCAUUGCUUGGGCCAUUUACUACCUGUACAACUCCUUCACCACUGACCUUCCAUGGAGCUCAUGUAAUAAUCCAUGGAACACAGAGAAAUGUUAUGUAAACUACAGCAUUGUAGAUACCACCAAUCUCACCAGUGCAGUGAUGGAGUUUUGGGAGCGCAACAUGCAUCAAAUGACCGAUGGCUUGGAAAAACCAGGCCAGAUUCGAGUGCCACUGGCAAUAACAUUGGCCAUCGCCUGGGUCCUUGUGUACUUCUGUAUCUGGAAAGGGGUUAGCUGGACAGGGAAGGUCGUUUACUUCUCAGCUACAUAUCCAUAUUUCAUGCUGUUUAUUCUCUUCAUCCGUGGGGUGACUCUACCUGGAGCUAAAGAAGGGAUUCUGUUCUAUAUCACCCCUGACUUUGAAAAACUCAAAGAAUCUGAGGUAUGGCUAGAUGCUGCCACACAGAUUUUUUUCUCUUACGGAUUGGGACUGGGGUCACUUAUAGCUCUGGGCAGCUAUAAUCCUUUCAAUAACAAUGUUUACAGAGACUCUGUCAUCGUGUGCUGCAUCAACUCAUGUACCAGCAUGUUUGCUGGUUUUGUCAUCUUCUCCAUUGUUGGCUUCAUGGCACAUGUGACAAAGAAAUCCAUUGCCGAUGUAGCAGCCUCAGGCCCGGGCUUGGCUUUUCUGGCCUACCCAGAAGCUGUAACCCAGUUGCCUGUGUCUCCGCUCUGGGCCAUUCUGUUCUUCUCCAUGUUGCUCAUGCUGGGGAUAGACAGCCAGUUCUGCACUGUCGAAGGCUUCAUCACUGCUCUGGUGGAUGAGUUUCCCAGGGCUCUUAGGGGUAGACGAGAGCUCUUCAUUGCAGUUGUCUGUCUGGUGUCCUAUGUGAUCGGACUGUCAAACAUCACACAGGGAGGCAUCUAUGUGUUCAAGCUGUUUGACUACUACUCUGCCAGUGGAAUGUGUCUGCUCUUCUUGGUCUUCUUUGAGUGCAUCUCCAUAUCCUGGUGCUAUGGUGUGAACAAGUUCUACGACAACAUCCAGGAGAUGAUCGGCUACAAGCCGUGUAUAUGGUGGAAGAUGUGCUGGGUCGUGUUCACCCCUCUCAUUGUCGCUGGGGUGUUCUUGUUCAGCGCCGUACAAAUGGUUCCACUCAAAAUGGGAGACUAUGUUUUCCCAGGCUGGGGUCAGGGAGUGGGCUGGCUCAUGGCCUUGUCCUCCAUGAUUCUCAUACCAGGAUACAUGAUCUAUAUGUAUCUCGGCCUCAAAGGCACCUACAAAGAGCGACUUCGGAUAAUGCUUCAGCCUCCUGCAGUGGUCAGGCGGCCUCAGGAGAAUGGACCUGAGCAGCAGGCGGAAACCAACACUCCUAACCUAGCUAGCCCUGCCAAUCCAGCUAAUCCUGCCAGCCCUGCCAACCCCGCUCCUGCAAACCCCGCCAGCCCUACCAAUCCGGCUCCUGUCAACUCAACCAGCCCCACAACCCCCGCUAACACGGCCCCGCCGGCCAACCCGGUCAGCGCCGCUAGCCCCGUGAACCCGGCAGCUAGUCCCACCACCGCAGUCAGUCCAGCUAACCCCACCACCACAACCAGCCCAACCAGCCCACCACCCAACCCAGCUAGCCCAACGGAGCCUGUUAACCCUCCCAACCCGACAAGCCCGACCACUAACUUGACCAAUGCAGAGGCCAACGUCUAGUCAACAAAGAAACCCUCAUGGAGUAUGUAGACAAAAAAAGAACAUUACAAAGGACUUCCAAGAUUUUAAUUGAUUCACCUACCUCCAGGGGCAAUAUGUGAUCAAAACAGAUUUUCAAACCAUAUUUAAUUUUUCUGCAUUUGUAAAACCAAGCCAAUGAUGUCUUAUUGUUGGUUUGCAUUCUGAAUACAAUAUCAAAGACUGUUAGUGUUCGCAAAUACUACCAUAAAUCUGAAUAAAAUAUGUAAACAUACUGUGUAAUACUGUGAGAAAAGAAAAAAAAACACAUAGAAAAUAGAAUAGCAAUUUGUUGAAUAUCUUCAUGAAUCAAGUAAAUACAGUGUGAAUAUAGUAGAUGAAGUAGUGAACAAAAUUGACAUCACUGGAGAGUGCAAGAGAUGGGGUCAAUUUUAUUGUGGAUGUUUACCAAACCUCACACAGUUGUCUCUUUUCCAAACGUUGCACUCUGUGAGGUGAACCACAGGCCACAUGGCAAACUGGGGAGCUCUGAGUAAGCACAAUGCCAAUAAGAAGUUAACGUCUAGGAGCCCUGGAGAAAUCCAGUAUAUGUUGCAAAAGAUUUUGUGUGUGAGAGAGACUGUUAUUUUUUCUUCCUUUUUUGAGUAAAAAAAAUCUUUUAUGUGAUUGAAACAUUUUUAGAAUUAUUUUUAGGAUGUUUUAUACUAUAUGUGUUGUGAUGGAGGACCAAAAUCAUUAGGCAGACAAAAGCAAAAACUAUGCCAUUUAGUGUUUGGUUGGCAAAGCACAGGGUACAAAAAAAGUACGAAAAGAAAAAAAAAGAAAAAAAAAACAAACACAAAAAAAUAUAGAGCAAAAGCACAGGGUUAGAAAAGUGAUUUACAAACAUUGACUAUCCCUUAAUGCUGACAGUCAAUCCUGUUUACGUUUUGCAUGCUUUCCUCAGGAACAUCAGUGAAAAAUUUCUGAAAUGUCUCCUGACAAAGAAAAGAAAAAAAGAAGAAGUACAGAGAAGGCCUUAAGCCAGUUAACAACCAAUUU